Molecule: messenger RNA, 4641 nt
Organism: Blastomyces dermatitidis ER-3
Lineage: Eukaryota; Fungi; Ascomycota; Eurotiomycetes; Onygenales; Ajellomycetaceae
Product: RING finger protein
Exons: 5
Coding region: 981-3425 (814 amino acids)
Source: RefSeq, a predicted model, not a curated record
GAUGAGCCCACAUGAUUGUGCAUGUUCUAUGUACUAUAUCUCUAUUAUUAGAGAACGGGAGCGGUGGAGUAACUCCACUGUAGACACGGCCUUGUUCAGUUCUUGCCACGGAAUACCUUAGCUGGGGUACUAUCUAUCAAUGCUAACAUCAAACGGCUGGAUAUAUAUGGGCGUCAUCAUACUUCAAGAGGCAAACUAGCUUGGUGAUUUGGAGGCCCAAUACAACUCAAUAGUUUCAUGAUGGGAGUUCUUAUUCAAUGAAUGUACUCCUCUGCUCCCUCUUCCCCGUUCCCCCCUUUGCUUCAAAGCCCCGAAUCCCAUUCUUGACUAAUUAUAAGGGUCUGGUGUUCUUCUUCUCCCUUCGCGGUUCCGUUGCUCGUUGUAUAUAUCUCGCCAUCCAACAGGCCAUCGGAACAAUGUAUCUCCGACCGAUCCCAGAGCCGUCUCAUCAUUGCGGUCCCGUCCCGUGACCUGGCCAAACACUCAGCUCUGGCUUGCUUCGACUUCAUCAUCAUCAUCAUCAUCAUGGCCGACUAAGGUAUUGCAUUGUCGCAAGCUGAGACCCCGCGUUAUUCCUGGAGCCAGAUUCCUUGGAUUUAUCUUUCUUUAAAUACUCUUACCCACUACCAAACUUCCUUCCCCAUACAGUGGUUACCUUCUUUCUUUUGGUGGUGGUCCUUGCGCCUGCAAGCGCCCUGAAACAAGUCUGUCUUUCACCACUCCACGGCCCUUCCAGGACAGCGAGUGACUGUUAAUCACGAGGGGAACAUUUCGCCAACCGAGAACGCUGGAUUCCUCCUGCUCAAUACUUUGGCGUCAAAACGUCGGGAUAACCUCUCUGACGAGUCAUUUCCCCCCCGCCACCUACUCCCGCUCCCACCCAAAUAUGAGUGAGUGAGUAGACUCACGAGGCCUUUGCUCCUUCCGAUACCUGCUUCCGUGGUAGCCCCCCUCGGCUCCCGGGUUUGUUUGCUUAGACUAUGGGGCAAGCCUCCUCUUCCCAACGCGCAAACUCCGCGCAGAGCAACCACAACCGCAACAACAAUAACAGCAUCUCGUCACUCUCACUCUCGCGCCUUUCACGCGAACAACAUAGCGGACAACAUAGCGGACAACCUCACCCUGGCCACUUAAAUCCCUCCUUGCACCUUCGACAUCGCUCUAGCGGCGGGAUCGAUAAUUCUACACAACACAGUCAUGCGGGUCCCCCUUUGACUUCUCAAACUGCAACUUCGCCUUUGUCCACAGGUGCCGCUCACUCGGAUGUGUUUCGAAGUUCGAGUGAUACAAAUUCACGUAUGUCCCAACGAGCAGAUAGCGCUUUGGAGAACAUGGAACAUCUGCGACCUCACAGCUCUGUCGCCACUCUAGGAACAUCUGCUUCCAUUCCCGCCUCCGCGACGAGUCGACAGUCGACCAUGUCUCGUCUCGGUUCGAGGAUUCUUCCAAACGCAGUAGUGAGAGGACUGUUGAAUAGUGGAGAAGAAACACCCGCGGAAGGUCGUGCUCACCGGAUCGGUUUGUUGUCUAGGACUCUACACAGAUCCGACUCUGCUCAUCAUUCACACCGCUUCUCGUCCUUCACUGGAUCUAGCUCACGAGGGAUAUCAAGGAGACGCUCGAUACGUGGACCCUAUCCUCCUCCACGAGGCGAUGCAGCCUUACUGCCCGAUUCUCCUCCAAACCCCACAUACCUCGAUGCUACUGGCAUCGAAAGAGAAUCCAGCACCGGAAGAUUUUCGUGGCGUCAUCGGGCGAGAUUAAGCCAUGUACGACAUUCCAUUGCUGCGCCAAUAUCGCAGAUUCUUGGCCAAUCGCCCGCCAUGACUGAACCAAGCCAAACAGCAAUGCUCCCGCCUCGUCGACCGUCACGGCCUAGUUUUACAGAAGACUCCAACCACCUACUUCCACCCUUAGGGUCAAUGGACACGCACAUGGAAUUUGGUGGAUCCCGUGAACUUGACUCCGUUGAACCUUCUACACGGAAUCACUUGCCAAUCUCACCAAGCACCCCUUCUCGACCUACACGCUCCUCUUCACCCUCCCGAAGACAUGCUCCAUCGCGUUCACGACACAUUCGAUCCAUGCGUAGGGAUGAACAAACCCCCUUGUCUCGCGUUUUACAGCUAGCAGCAGCUGCCAUAGCUGCUCAACUCUCUGGUAAUACGCCACCAGCAAUGCCCAAUAUCCAGGCUAUUGGUGCUGACGGAGCGGAUGGUUCGUUGGAGAGCUUUAUACAAAGUUUACAACAAGCCACAUCUGCCCAAACUCAAGGGACAGGGACAGAAGACGGGAAUGGGGGAAGCCAAAGGGAUGGUGGCUUGCCUCACGUCAACUUCUUGAGAGUCUUCCGCUUUGUCAACCCAGAAAAUUCUGAAAAUAACUCGUCAACAGGACAUUCUAACCAACCAGCUUCUGAAUAUACCCAGGACGGUAGAUCGGAUAGAAUGGAUAUUGAUGACCGAAACCCAGCAGAGAGUGGCCAGGACCGACGGUUGGUGACUUUGGUGGUGGUAGGAGUAAGAUUCUCAAGCCAUCGUCGCUCCAUGGGAGGCAGUACAUUCCCGGCCAAUUACGAUAGUCAGCGUCAUCAAAGAUCACAUGCAUCAUCUCGCAGUCAAUCGGAUUUGGCCAGUUCAUUACCUACGGUUCUAUCAGAAAGUCCCCCUGGUCCUCACCCCCCUCCAUCUACUCCUGCCGACGCUGGUUUAUCCAACGUUUCCUCAGAAACCAAUAGCCCAAGUCGACGACCAUCAGCAUCCUCAGUUGUGCUUCCUCAAUUGAACGAAGACUCUUCCCAGGAGCCCGAUGAGCCCUACGAAGAUCAUCACCCUCUUUUCAAUAAUGUAAGCCAACGUCGCAGACGCGACUCAGAAACCGCUCGUCAUCGCGGCCUUGGCUCCGGAGCCGCAAGGCGAAACGGAGUUGUGGAACCCGAUAGUGCCUCGCCGUCUGCUGGAAGAAGCUGGUUGAUUUAUGUAGUUGGAACGAACUUAGCUGAAAACCACCCAGCUUUUGCAACUCCAAGUUUAUUUACGGAUAACCCUACCUAUGAGGACAUGUUGCUCCUUUCGUCGUUACUUGGUCCCGCUAAACCGCCUGUCGCCUCCCAGGAAGACGUUGCCUCUGCUGGAGGUAUAUUUCAACUGGUUGAGUACGGUGGUUCUCUAAUCGCUGAAUCGGCAGAUACAACCCCCAAAAUCCCUAUCGCGGAAAGCGAAAGAUGUCUUAUCUGCCUCUCUGAUUAUGAGGCUGCAGAAGAGGUCCGACAGCUAACUAAGUGCCAACACAUCUAUCAUCGUGAAUGCAUUGACGAGUGGUUGACUACUGGACGAAACUCCUGUCCUUUAUGUCGAGGUCAGGGUGUGUCCAAUUCCGAGAGCAACGACACAGGCAAUACCAACGAGCAGGAGAUCCUUUCAUGACGGGAAGAAAACAGCUGAUCUAUAUUCCCACCCCGUAUUUAUGUGAACCAAAAUCUACAACAUCCAAAAGCAUUUAUUUCCGCCCAACGCUAGAAUUCCUACGCACUCACUUUUGUCUUUCCCCUCCCUUGGUUUCCUCGAUAUUUUCCUAGUUUUCAUUUGGAUGAUAUCCGUUGACCCUUAAAAGCCGGAAGACUCGGUGCGGUAUUGCUUACAAACCUCUUAUCUACCCUGGAAUAAAUACCCUUUUGAACGCGAUGACACACCAUCAUGCUUCGGUGCAUCGAUAGGCUUUCUUUUUUUUUUUUUUUUUGACUUGUCAACUCUUCACGACUCUGCCGGAAUUCUUAAAGUUUAUUCCGUCCCACAGCAGGGUGCGUUGUAAUGAUUUUCAUGUUUUUAUUCCCCAGUUUUCAUAUUUUCUUCCCUUCUCAUAUUCAAUGCUUCACUUCAGCGUUUUACAUAGCAUGCGCCUAAUGUUUCUAGGCACUUUUUGUUGGUCUUGCAUUGUUCAUACGGCACUCUUGCUCUCCCCGCCCCCCUUCCCUUCCAGGAGAACUUUAUUUAUUUACGGCUGUUAGUAUUUUCCGGUGUUAUCGGUCAGGGUUCAGGGUCUAAGAACGAUGGGAUACGGAUAGGGAACUCGGUAUGACUCAGUCGGCUGGUAUUCAUCAGGACCUUGAAGAUCUUCAACUUAAUCCCUUUGGCGUUGUUAUUCUCCUGUUCCUUUGUCCUUGCAACAUGUUUUUAUCUCAUUAGCCCUUGCUAUUUCCAUAUCUUUUUCAUUGUUAUUCUUUGCUUUUUAUUACUCUCUACUAACAAUUAUGAAGCUAUGACAUAUUGUUUUCAUACAUUCUGUUUUGAUAUCACUGGCUCCUUUUGCGGUUUCAUUUUUGCAGGGUCUUUUCUAAAGAAAACAAAACAGAUUUCUCUGGUGUGGUUUUUCCCUCCCUUUUUCUAUAUUGUUUUAAUUUUAUGUUCUCUUCGGUGCUUGCUAUUAGAUGCUUUAUGUUCAGGCCAUAAGCAUGGCAAGUGGUUUGAGCAGAUUAAAAUGAAACGUAAUUUUAUAACUUGAGAUUCUUAUUGAGAUUUCUUGUCGUCUUUUAUCAUACGAAUUAAAGUUAACAUGCAAUAUAUUUCAAUCAACUCUUGGUCAAAAUAACCCUUCCUUCCGCUAUGCCCGCCCGGUUUGUACUGUACAUGUACAAACCGGCUA